Molecule: messenger RNA, 5182 nt
Organism: Fundulus heteroclitus (mummichog)
Lineage: Eukaryota; Metazoa; Chordata; Actinopteri; Cyprinodontiformes; Fundulidae
Gene: mtmr10
Product: myotubularin related protein 10
Exons: 16
Coding region: 563-2863 (766 amino acids)
Source: RefSeq, a predicted model, not a curated record
GUCUCGGCGGUCAGCAGCGCUGGAGUCCGGAAGUAGGGCGGGACCUCGGCUCUGUAUAAACAUGGCCGUUAAAUCCUUCGCAGCGUCAGGUACUGCGUUGGCUGAAUAGUUGGACUUUAAGGAAGUAACUAGCGGACAACUUAUGCAGUAACAGGUGUAAAGAAAAUGUAGGCCAUUCAGCGACGCGUUUGUUUUCACGUUUCAGCGGCUAUAUACCUGCGCGAGAGCGACGGCGACAAACUUCAUUUAGUAGUUUGCGCCAGCUAGCCAAACGAGCUAACGCUGAAGGCUAACUUCUGUCAACUUUUUUUUUUGUUGUUUUUUUUUUUUCCUCCUCCUUCAGCCAGCCAAAAACUGUCUGCUUAUCGACAUGGAGAGGCGUCGUCGUUCACCCAGAAAGGCUCGAUGAAUAUUUCACACACGGACGGCCUCGGAUUGAAGUCAGCGACGGGCUGAGCAAAACUUUUUGUUUUGGAUUUGUUACUCUUCGCUGCUUUUUUUUUUUGGCGAGAGCACUUGUUAGUUUUCUGCGUGGAGACCGGUCGCGGAGCGGAAAUUAACAAUGUUUUCUGGCAAACCCGUGAAAGCCACCUUCAAGUGUUAUCUUCCCCCUGCGCAGACUGAUGUGAAGACAUCACCCAUCGAACCACCCAUUAAGUUGGAGCCCAGGUUCCUGCCAGGAGAGAUAAUCGUAAACGAGGCGAAUUUUGUGAGAAAAUGCAUCAGCCCUGACAACGGCCAGGAUGACCUGUGGGGGAGGCUGAUAUGCACCAACUUUAAGGUCUCCUUUAUUCCUCAAGAGCCGCCACCUAAACAGAAAGCCCAGUUGUCCCACCUGCUUCUCGGACAGCAUGACAUCUCGCUGACCUGCCUUGAGCAAGUGGUAACAGUUAAUGAUACGAGGGGGAAGAGGAAAGUGUUGGGCUCCAACAAGAAGCUGAAGUUCAACCCAGCAGAGCUGAUCCUGUACUGCAAAGACCUGCGUGUAAUACGAUUCUGCUUUGACGAGGCGGGGCCGGAGAGCGCUAAGAAAGUUUGCCUCGCCAUCGCCCAUUAUUCCCAUCCAGCUGAUCUUCACCUGCUUUUUGGCUUUGAAUAUCAAGGACUCAGAUAUCAUGAGUAUAAAGCGAACCCAGUCAACGGCUCCGACCCAAAGGGAGGAACACAGAUUCCAUUUUUUGACCGCCCCUCUGACUGGGAUCGAGAGAUCAAGAGAACCGGGGCUUCGGAGUGGCGGGUUUGCUCCAUCAAUGAGGAAUAUGUCAUCUCUCACAGUCUUCCAGAGUACAUCGUGGUUCCAGUUUCCUUGACCGAUCAGGAAGUGAAACAAUACUCGACGUCGUUCAGUGAUGGCCGCGUCGCUCUGUGGUGCUGGAAUCACAGGAAUGGCAGCGCUCUCGUCCGAAUGGCCGGCCUGAAAGAUCCGUUGGCUCAGAAGAAACCUGUAGAGAAGAUCCUCACAGCAAUCACCAAAAGCCAUCGACAACGGCAGGAAGUAAUUUUGUCAGACCUGGACAAGAGUCUUCCUAAUAUCCAGGACAUCCAGAGUGCCUUCGUUAAAGCCAGACAGAUCUGCACUUUAGACCCUUUUGAGGAGUCCGAGGAGAGAUGGCUUUCCGCCAUUGAAAAUUCACGAUGGCUGGAGUAUAUAAGGAUGUUUUUAAAGCACUCAGCGGAGGUAGUGUACAACCUGGAGGGAAGGAACGUCUCCGUCGUUCUUCUAGAGGAAGAAGACAGAGACCUGAACUGCGUGGUGUCCUCCUUGGUGCAGCUCAUGCUGGACCCUCACUAUCGCAGCCUGAACGGAUUUCAGAGUUUGGUGCAGAAGGAAUGGGUGAUGGCUGGCCAUCGCUUCCUGGACAGAUGCAACCAUCUGAAGAAGAACGACAAUAAGGAGUCUCCGCUCUUCACCCUGUUCCUGGACUGCGUGUGGCAGAUGACCAACCAGUACCCGGCGGCGUUCGAGUUCACAGAGGCCUAUCUGACGGUACUGAGUGACAGCAUGUGGAUCCCGCUCUUCAGUACCUUCCUCUUCAAUUCCUCCAAACAGUGCAAUGACCUCUUGCAGGAGUUUGCCAAGAAUAAAGCCAUCCCUCAGGAUGAAAACCACACCGUAUUCUUCCCUCCUGUGUGGAAUUGGUCGCAGCAGUUCUCCAGCAGAGAUCAGACCCUCUUUAAUAACCCCAUGUACGUGGGUAAAGGAGCGGCCUGUGUUCAGAACGGAGAAGUGAAAACCUUCCAGCGCACCAAGAAGGCCUUCAGCUCCACCAUGCGAAUCCCCAGCACCUCCCAUCGUAACGGAGUACGGGCCGAGGAGGAGCACUUCCACCGGCGGGGCUCUCUGGUCUCGGAGCUGAAGGCGGAUUUCUCUCCGGUCAAAGAUGAGAGCCCGUCCGAGCGCUUCUUCAGGGACUGGUUUUCUCGCCCCGCAGACCAGCAGGGGCUCCUCAUCCCCCUGGUCCUGCCCUCGCACGUGGUUCUCUGGAAGCUGUUCUUCCUGCGCUGGGUUCCCGAGGCUUGCAUCCCACACGGAGGCCCCGCCACCGUCUACCACAAGGUCUCCCAGCUGGUCGACGAGAUUGAGACGCUGCAGAGCAAGCUGCGGCAGUACAAGGGUGCCAGCCCCCGCGGCACCCCGGUCCCGAGCUCAAGCGGACCCCCUAAAGACCAAACAAGGAUGUAUUUUAAGGCCACUUCUCCAGGUGACUCCCCUGCAUCACCCGACAUCCUCAACUCGUCUUUUCCAUUCAGCCCUGUGGGAAACCUGUGCCGGCGGAGUGUUCAAGGGACGCCGAUUAGCAAAUUUCUGAAUGGGGCGAAGACCUGGCUCUCUACAGAGACUCUCUCCAACGACACUUUCUAAUGGAUUUUUGUAACAAGAUGAUGAUGCCCUCCAUGACCCUUUUUUGUAUACCUUCCAGUAAGUGUGCUGGCUGAUUUAAAAAUAGCCCCUUUUUAGGAUUUCUAAUUUUACACGCCUCCAUUUACUAGUAAUUGCACCAUUUAAUGCUGCUCUAAAUCUGAAGUAUAAUUUAGGUGGAACGUUUCAGAUUGAAUCAUUGUCUCUUAUAGGAAUAAAUCAAAAAUCCUUUCAAAAACAUCCUCUUUAUUAAACAUUACGCUCCUACUGCAAGGUCUUAACUUUUGUUUUGGGUCAUCUAGUCAGUUAAGCCCACAUGUAUUUUUUUUCUCUUGCCCCUCCAUACCAUAAAUCUGACUAAAAUCAUGCAUUUACCAGGAUGAUAUAGCUUUAAUGUAGAAUCAAGAGUUCCAUCUCCAAGCCUUAAAUAUAACUGGCUGUGUUUUUUUUGUAAAGCUAAAACUAUUAACAUAUAUUCCUGUAGCAGUGCUACUGGUAACUUUUUUUUUUUUCGAAGAAAACCGAUGUGUGAAAUUAGGACGCGUUCAUUUUUUAAUGCAGCAGCAAUGAUGCGAUUCUCUAAUCUCUAAUUUCUGCUAGUUUUAACUCUGAAAGGGCUACAAAAAAAUAAAAAAUUAAAAACAAUGUCUCGGCUAACAGGAAAUGUGCUCAGCUGCUAAAGCAGAAGGUAUCUGGUCUGUUCGAAUGUUACAUGAUCUUGAAGCGGUUUGCUGUAAUGAUAUCUUGUAGAUCUUUUGCAACAAACGCUGUCAGGGUCAGACUUUUUCUGGAUUUGUGUUUGUACUAUGGAAGUUCAUCUGAUCGUGAGGGGACAAAGAGCUGUGAGAACUAACAUCUGUGGUAGAUAUUUCCUCUUCUGCUUCGUAUAGGGUUUACUAAACAGUUUUCUUUUUUGUCUUUUUUUUUUAAUAUAUAUAUAGAUGCCUUCUGGUAAGGUACUGAGAGGGAACUGUUCCCAAUGAGGGUUCCCUGAAUGAGUAGACUAAUGAUCGAAAAGGGACAAAUUAUUUUGAGUCAAAUCAGUUCCUCGUUUAUUAAAUUGGGUAAAGCGGUGGAUCCGGCGAAGACGACUGUUUCAGGGCAUCAUCUUGGCAUAAGCUGAGAUGCAAUGCCCCCCCCCCCUUUCCCCCUAACAAAUUAACAUUUUCUGCAGUUUUGACAUUGCAGCUGCACCAAAUUUAAUGUGCAAUUCACUGUAGGGUGUAGAGUAAGACGACGAAAAGUUUAAACGGUUCAACAGCAGAAAAGAAAAAAAACAUUCUGAAAAUGCUCUGAUCAUCAUAUAUUCAUAGAAAAGCAGAAGCUGAAGGUAAUUCUGUUCUCAGGAAGGAUAAAACACAGCUUCUCUUGUUGCCUCGUUGCUGUUACACUGCACGCCAUAACGUUAUCUCUCUUUUAUGGUCUAUUUCCAAGCCGAUCAAGAACAUUUUGGAGACUCUCCUGUAGAAAUGUAAAAAUAUGUCCUCCUUAAUUACCCAGAAACCAGCACUGUCUUAACAGCUCAAAGAAAUCUGUAUUUAUUGCAAAAACCCUUUAGCAAACCUGGACGGCUUUAUUCCUUUACUAAAGUGCAUUAAUGCUGCAGCGCUCGAUUAACUGAGGAGACGCAGCAAACUCCUCGUCUUUCAGCAAUAACUAGUCCAGGUGUCUUUCUUAUAGGGUUUCAUGUAAGCGCAGACCUGCUUUCCCCAAUGCUAUUAAUUGCACUUUCUUCCAGAAUAUAGAAAAGAUUAUUAUUAUUAUUAUUAUCAUUAUUAAUAUUAUUAUUAUUAUUAUAAGGCAACAGUUGAAUAUAAUUUUGGCAAAUAUAAAUACUGUAUAUGUUUUGAAAUGUUUCCUUUAAUUCUGAAUAAUGGUACUUAACUCCUUAUUCUUGAUUUGGUCUUUCUAUUUUUAAUGGAGAUAUAUUUAUGUGCAGUUUUUUUUUUUUUUUUUUUUUUUUCCCCACUAAUUUUUUUACACUCUGCUGUAAUUGUAUGACGGCUGUGCCUCCUCUUGGGCACAGUUUCAGAUGGAUGACCAGCAGAUGUAUUUAUUCACUUAUGCAAAUGUUCUCAGAGAGGGAAGCAGUUACUUCUGCGCACCCUUUGUGCCUUUAUUUUUUUUUUGGGAAAGAUUGACUGUAAUUUGUAACUGUAUUCUUAAUCUGUUGAGCUAGUUUUGUUUCUAAUACUUGUGACUUUGCAGAGCUGUAACUGUACUAGGAUUCAGGGGGUUUGCACUGAAGCUGUUUUUUUGCUAACAGAACAUGUAGCUCAAAUAUGUAUACCAGCAACAAAUAAUUAUAUUCUUUUUUUUUUU